ACGAGUGAGAGAGAACGUGUACAGAGUGUUUUUGUUUAUUAAUACAAAUAAAUCGUUUUACCAGCUCACCAGAGUUAUUUUUAAAAGAUUCAUACUAACUGAGAUAUUCUUCUUGAUUUCGAAAAAUUGCAUUUUUAAGUGAAAAAAUUCAGGCGAAUUCAUUGUUUGUAUCUCAUCACGUUCGCAAAUAUAAACUAACGAACAUUUGUCAGAUGUUAACACACGUCGUUCGAAAUCGAUUGUGCAAAUUUUUGUGUAAAUAGUUCUAUUCUUUAGGACUUUUUUUAAAUUCUGGCUCCCUUUUCAAAUAUCGUCAGAUGACCCAAAUCACAUUUACUUUAUUGAUUUAACCGAUAAAAAAUGAUCAAGUCAACAAGACACAUGGUUAUCACAUGAAAGCUGACAAUGAACUCAUAAUCAAGUACAUUAUCGAUGGAUCAAUGUGUAAAACGUAAUCGGAUUUUUUUUCGUUGAUUGUAAUAAGCGCCUGAAAUGAAUUCGUGAAUAUGGGUGAACUCCCACUGUAGUGUGUAUAUGCAUCGAACAUCGCAACAACGGCUGCGUGAUAUAUAUAUAGAUAUAUACGAAAUUUUAAAGAGACAGCCAUAGAGAUAAAGGAGUGCAACGGAAACCAAUCCACAGAGAAUUUGUUAUCAAUAAAAAAAAGAAACAAUAUGCGCCGUUGUGUAUUUGAAGUCUGUUCUGAUUGCAAACGUAUGGAGACUGAUUACAAAACGAUGAAACCAAGUAAAACAGAUCUAUAUUGGCGGUCAAAUAUUUGAUUAUACGGCGUUUUUAUGAACUAUUGAUAGGAAUAUGUUUUCGAUUUUCAUUUUGAAGAUAUGAUAAAAAAAACGUGUGUGUGCGUGAGAGUGUGGAAAUUCCUUAACUGAAUGUGUUUUACUGAAUUAAAUGAUAAUGGUUAAUAUCGAAUACAAUAAAGUACGAAAAACUUUGUGAACAAUUGCGUGUACCGACAUUGGUAUUUUUACAGACUGACGGUUAUUUGAAAUUAAAUGAGUGUACAAAUCACUAUAGAAUUGUAUACACUGUCCGCAUGUGACUAUAUCUCCGUUACAGUUCGGUGAUUUUUUUUUUGCUCAUUUUCCGUUCAUUCGUCUGCGAUUCGAAAAAUCAUCAAUUGAAUUAAAAUAGUAAAUAAUUGUGUGUCGCCGGCUAACUCAUUUCAAUCAUCGAAUUUUAAUUGAAACGAUAGACAAUUCAACACGUUACAAUUAAUGUUUAUAGCCGCCUAUCGUGCGGUAUAGUUUUGUAAAUGCGCACACGCCAGUAUAAAUAUUGAAAUUCGAGUGUGUAUUCAAAAACGUUGAGAGUUGUGUUGUGUGCUUCCUUGAUUCAACAUAUUAUAUAUAUUUAAAUCCACAAGACAGAGAAAAAAGGGAGAAUAAAAAACCAAAAACAAUUCUCAAAACAUAAUAAUAAUAAUAAUAUAAAUAAUAUGGAGUCGGUGGAAUACUCCUUUUUUCAAGAGCAUCCAUUUUUAAUCGAGUUCAUUGCGGGCGGCUGUUGUGGAUUGGCGGUCGAUACAUUUUUGUUUCCCGUUGACACUUGUAAAACGCGACUGCAGAGUGAAAAUGGAUUCUGGAAAGCCGGUGGUUUUCGAUCAAUAUACAAUGGCAUUUUGCCCGUAAUUGCGGCAAGCAUUCCAAUAGCUGCUACAUUUUACCUCGUUUAUUCGGCCGUCAAUGGAUUCAUUCCAAUCUUUGUCAAUUAUUUUUUUAUUGAAUCAUUCGUAUAUAAUACAGAUGGUACGGCAAAUCCAAAUACAAACUCAGCAUCCUGGAUAUUUUUCGUCAAAUUUUUAAUCAAUUCGAUAGCUGCAUCGCUGGCCGAAAUAACUGCUGGACUUAUUCGUACACCAAUCGAAAUUGUUAAACAAAAGCGUCAAGUGAGUAAAAUACAGUAUCGUGCCAUCGAUAUACUAAUGCAAGCAUUCCGUUCAGAAGGCUUGUGGAAUGGCAUUUAUCGUGGUUAUGGCAUCACAAUUAUGCGAGACAUACCAUUCAGUAUGAUUCAAUAUCCAUUGUGGGAACUACUGAAUGAGAUUACAACGAAAAAUCUCGAAGAAAAUCUGAAAUUAUUUGUGGCCGCGUGUUGUGGAUCGGUUGCCGGUGCUGUUGCAUCAGCUGUUACAACUCCAUUGGACGUUGCAAAGACACGAAUUCAAUUGGCCGAUCUCGAAUCAAAUGCCGACUAUAAUAUUCAGCAUCGAAAUCCAAUACGAAUACUUCGAUCGAUUUACAAACAGAAGGGAAUUUCCGGAAUUUUCAGCGGUUUUGUGCCACGCGUUCUGUGGACAACAAUUGGUGGUUUUAUUUGGUUUGGUACUUAUAAUUUAGUAAAAUAUAUAUUGCAACGGCUGUGAAAUGUUCUUUUUUAAGCCCAUUUUUUGUUUGUUAAUAAUCCAAUAAAACAGAAAUGAAAUGUUUAAAUCAAAGAUUAAUUCGUAAUUGACACAUAGAGGUCAACAAAUCGAUAACCAAAUAGAAAACAAAAACAAUAAAAAAUAAUCGUAAAUUACAUUAGUAUAAGAAUUCGAAAGAUAUAAACAAUAAAGCAAACUACGAGACUUCUUCUUUAAGGGAUUUGUUAUUAGACUUCAUAGGACAGCAAUGUCAUUUCGACACAAUUUAACAAUAAAUAUACGUUUAGAAUUUACCAUGUUUCGAAAUGAGUCUAAUCUAGAGUAGCUUGAUAAUCGCCGAAUCUUAUUGUUAUAUUAA
Messenger RNA from Contarinia nasturtii (swede midge), 2744 nucleotides. RefSeq names its product S-adenosylmethionine mitochondrial carrier protein homolog. Gene Ontology annotation, cellular component: mitochondrial inner membrane. Bases 1460 to 2386 code for a protein of 308 amino acids. Gene Ontology annotation, biological process: transmembrane transport. Gene Ontology annotation, molecular function: S-adenosyl-L-methionine transmembrane transporter activity. The transcript has a single exon. The record is from RefSeq and is a predicted model, not a curated record. Lineage: Eukaryota; Metazoa; Arthropoda; Insecta; Diptera; Cecidomyiidae.